AUGAAUGGCGCAGGUGAUAGUCGAAAUCUUGAACCACAAGAUUCUAGUGGUGGACCUCCUGGUCAACCAGCAGAAGAUUCCAAUAGUGAUGGUAAUCAAAGAGCCACCAGGAAUAUUACCGUAUCGAUCCAGUACUCCUACUUUACACCACAUAGAUUUGCGAACUUAAACAACAAUAAUGAUAAUAAUAAUAAUAAUGAUCAAGAAGUGCCAGCCAAUGAUCCGGGUAUUACUAUUCCAGGAUUAGGUUUUCCUGUUGUUGGUAACGAAGGUAAUGGUGGUGGUGUAGCCCCAGAAGGUGGUAACAAUCCUGAUCCUGCUGCGGCUGCUGCUACUAACGCUGUUAACGCUGCUGCUAAUAAUGCUGCUCGCCCUGAUGGUGCCCUAGUGCUUUCCUUCAGGGACGUUCCAGUAUCAACACCACAGGAACGCUUGGAAUCAAUCAUCUCAAUAGCGGCAGAGCUGGCUAUGCGUCGUUUUAGCGAUAUCAUGUCCAUACCCAAGGGUAUCACUAGGGAGCAAUUUGAACAAUUACCAGUGGUUCAAGUCUCCAGCUUACCUGAGAAGCAAGAUACUAUUUGCAGUAUAUGUUAUGAAAAUUACGAAGAUGAGCCCAGUACACCCUUGAAAAGAGCUAGAGAUGGAGAGGAUAUGGAAGAUGAGGAAGAUUUGGAUUCUGUUAAGAAAAGAAGAUCUGAAUCCCCAGGUUCAUCAGAAACUAUGGAAACUGCACCAAGCCAUCCAUUAGAGCAUAGUGAUAAUCAAGAGGAAGGAAACGGGUCACACGUGCAUGAGGAGCAACGAUCAGAAACUGCACAACAACAACCAGAGGCACCUCAGCAGGACUCAUCUCAGCAGGGUGAAGAGUCGCAAAAGAAGUACUUGCAUUCACCUGUUCAAUUGCCAUGUGCACACAUUUUUGGUAGAGAAUGCUUGGACAAGUGGUCUCAAAUUGAAAACAGUUGUCCAUUAUGUAGACGUAAGAUUGUGGAAGUUCAACCUGAACAAAGACCUGAACCAGGUAAUCCUGCAGGUACAACUAAUAUGGAAGCAUUUGAAAGAAUUAGGCAGUUGCUUUACAACUCGCCGGCAGAGCAACAACAACAACAACAACAACAACAACAACAGCAGCAGCAGCAGCAGCAGCAAGAGCAACAAGGUCAGCAACAACAAGCUGGUGAGGGUUUUACCGCUACAGGCGAAUUGGAUCCACAAUCCUUUACUGUUUCAAGAUCAGGUAUUGUAUUCUUAAGACCUGGUCUACAACAAGGUGGUGAAAACGCAAAUCAACCACCUCCACCCAAUGUGUCCCAAACUCCAUUAGAUGGAACUGGAAACCAAGCUACGAAUGAAGCCCCAGCGGCAAGAGAUGAUGGAGCUACUCCUAAUGAAAACAACGAUAAUACCGGUCCCUUAGGAGGUGACUUAAACAGUAGAAGAAUCCAUUGGAUGCCUUUACCAUUGACUUCAAUACGUAUGGACAAUGGAUUGGAAGAUAGGGAAGGUCAAGGUCAACAUGAUAGGCUUGUGUCCAUUUUAGACCACAUCUUUAAUGCUGCUCGUAAUGAUAGUAAUAACAAUAACAAUAACAACAACAACGAUGAUGCUGGCAACAACGACAACCAAGAAAAUAACAACGAGAAUGAUAACAUUAAUAAUAAUGAUGAUAAUCGCCGUGAGAUUCCUCCUGCUCCAGGUUUUGUUACAUUACCAGUGAUUAGACCACCGGUGGCUACUAUACCAGGCCCUGCAUCGUUCGCUAGAGCUGCUACUCCUGCACGGGACCAAUCUGCAGCUGCUGCAGAUGCUUCAGCAUCAUUAGCUCCAGGGACAACAGGUUCACCUGCUGCUUCUGCUCCUUCACCUACUCCUGCUUCUGCUCCUUCACCUGCUUCUGCUCCUGCCCCUGCUUCUGCUCCUGCUCCCACUCCCGUUUCCGCCGCAAAUGCAAAUCCACCACCAACACCAUCAAGAAGAAGAUCUUUUUUAGAUAACAUACUAAGAAUAACCAAUUUGAACAGAACUUUUGGUAGAUCUCGUAAUAACAAUAGCAGUAAUGACAAUAGUAACAAUACCACCAGCAGUACCGAUAACAAUGACAACCAAUCGCAUCGCAAUAACAAUAUGUUUAAUUCUGGUGUGGCAAGUUAUAGAAACCAGGGUGGUCGUGUCUCUACAUUCCACAUACACAAUGGUCCCCUACCGUUCCUGCUGAGAAGACGCCAAGGUGCUAACCGUGACGACAGUAGUAAUGAUGCUAAUGGCACUAGUAAUGAUAAUGACAACAGUAAUAUUGGAUCGAGUCCCUCACACUCAAGGGGUAACCAAGAAGCAUCACAGUAA
Messenger RNA from Zygosaccharomyces rouxii, 2343 nucleotides. RefSeq names its product ubiquitin-protein ligase SAN1 (gene SAN1). NCBI's taxonomy places the organism in Eukaryota, Fungi, Ascomycota, Saccharomycetes, Saccharomycetales, Saccharomycetaceae. The record is from RefSeq and is a predicted model, not a curated record. The transcript has a single exon. The coding region runs from base 1 to 2343 and encodes 780 amino acids.